AGUGUCAUCACUACGUGGCAAGUCGCAACGAACGGAUAUAACGAGAGCUGACAUUUCAUACGUCCACAUCUCAUUUUUGUUUGUACAUUUCGAAAGUAGAUUUUCACUUGUUUCGCUCGUGGUCUUCUAAAGUAAAAUCAAUAUACAAUGCCUGCUCCAGCUAGUUCUACUUCAGUAGGAAGCGGUACCCGCUCACCCAGUAAAUUAUCAUCACCUGCACCACGAAGUGGUGGAGCUGGAGGUAGCAAUCUGAAACAACGUAAAACAGCAAGUAGCAGUACUACCGCUCCCAGAAGCCGAGCCGCUGGUGGUGCCGGAGCCGGUGGUAUGUGGCGCUUCUACACAGAUGACUCCCCUGGCAUUAAAGUAGGUCCCGUUCCUGUUUUGGUGAUGUCUCUUUUGUUCAUUGCUUCCGUUUUUAUGCUACACAUCUGGGGAAAAUACAACCGCUCUUAAAUCAUAGCUUAACUCUAACUACACAUUCAUCCAAUUGUUCGGAUAACCUUCCCGUAAUGACAAAAAAUGUUCAUUAAUAUUUAUUUGCCGACGUCAUCAUCAGUGAUGCUACCACUGUCAACCUUCUGUCGUGAAAUCCGUACGUUGUCGUCUGUACUUUAGUUAUUUUCAUUAAGUUAACCAUCCUUUUUUAAAGAAUUUGUAUCUGCAAUUUUCAUGCAGUCCAUGAAAAAAUCAUUCCACAAUUUUUCAGUGGCUUAAAAAUUAGAAAAAUAAAUCCUUUUAUAAAUAAAUAAUAA
Molecule: messenger RNA, 755 nt
Organism: Stomoxys calcitrans (stable fly)
Lineage: Eukaryota; Metazoa; Arthropoda; Insecta; Diptera; Muscidae
Gene: Sec61beta
Product: protein transport protein Sec61 subunit beta
Exons: 3
Coding region: 148-456 (102 amino acids)
Biological process (GO): intracellular protein transport
Cellular component (GO): Sec61 translocon complex
Source: RefSeq, a predicted model, not a curated record